Molecule: messenger RNA, 1782 nt
Organism: Colletotrichum siamense
Lineage: Eukaryota; Fungi; Ascomycota; Sordariomycetes; Glomerellales; Glomerellaceae
Exons: 1
Coding region: 1-1782 (593 amino acids)
Source: RefSeq, a predicted model, not a curated record
AUGGACGCAGGCGGUCUCGCUCAAAUGAACUCCAACAACUUUUCGUCGGCUAACGGCCUGGCCAUGCCCGGUGGAGGUCUUGCCUCUCGCCGCGGCGGGCCUGUCAAGCCCCUCUCCCUCUCCAAUGCUACUCCCGCCAGCAAUGCCGACAACGGCGCUCCCACUCCUCGCACCAGCAGAUCUCACCUUCUCGCGGGUCUUAGAACCGCCCCCAAGUCUUCGACUGCUACCAACUUCCCUGCCGGUGUCAACAACAACGCGCCCUCGCCUACUACUCAGUCUUUUGCCAGAAACGCAACCGCCAACAGCAUGCAGGCCCAGGCUCAGAACUCCUACAAUGGCCCCAAGACCGCUCUCCCCCGCUACGGUCAGCACCAGCAGCAAGCCCAGCAACAGGCUCAGCAGCAGGCUCAGCAAUUGCAGGCUCAGCAGUUCUUGCAGCAGCAACAGCAACAGCAGCAGCAGCAGCAGCAGCAGGCCUACGCGAACCAGCAGCAGUACACCACUGAGCAGGUUCUCGCGCCUCCUGAGAUUGUUAUCGAUGACCAGGAACAGAUGGAUCCCAGUCUGUACGCUCAACUUGUCGCCACCAACAUGUACCUUGCUCAGCAACAGCAGCGCCUGCAGCAGCAGCUCCUGAGCGUUCAGGCAGCUGCCCAGCAGUUCCAGGGCCUGAACCUGCAGGGUGCUCAGCAGCAGAUUCAGCAGCAACAGCUGGCUAUGUACCAACAACAGCAACAGCUCCAGAGCCUUCAGCAGUCCAUGCUCAGUGGCAUGGCUGCCCAGCAGCAGCCUCAGGUCUACACGUAUUACGACCCUGUCACGCGUCAGCAGGGCUACUACGUCGAUCAAGGCCAGAAUGACCAACAGGCUCAGUUGGCGCAGGUUUACGCUGCCCUGCAGCAGCAGCAGCAGCUUCAAAUCCAGCAACUGCAGCAGCAGCAGCAGCAAGCCCCCCGUGUUCAGGUUUCGCCCCCUCCCGAGAACCACGCCACCCCGUUCCGCACCGCUACUCCCCCUAAGCGCUACGAGUCUCCCUCUGAGGUAACCCCUCUGCCUCCUCCGUCAGCCAAUGCUUUCCGCCGUGGCCAUAAGAAGGUCAUGUCCUUGGCACUCAACGGUAACAACCAGGCUGCCCUUUCGCCUUCUCAGGAGCCCCCCAAGUCCGCUGGUCCCAAGACCGCCUCUUUCCCUCUUACUCCCUUGUCUGGAGGCUAUGGACCCGGCCAGGGACGUGCCGGCGAGCACCCCGUUCGCCAGCCCCGCGGACCUCCCUCCAUUGAGGAGCUCAAGGCUAAGCCUACCGCCAAGCACGAGGGAAGCAAGAACUUUGCCACUCGCACGCGUCGCUCAGCCGUCCACAACUUGGUCCGCGCGGGACGUGAGCGCAGAAAGGGAACCGGCAGCUCCAGCGGUAGCAUGAGCCCCGUCUCCGAGAGCGCCGAGGAAGAAUCCGGCACCCCCAUCACCGACAACGAAUCUGACUCCGGUCACAGUGGAUCUGGCAGCUUGGCUGGCGACAUCGAUUGCUCUCUUCCCAGCUCAAGGACGUCCACCAACGGCAGCUGGGGUGCCAUCGGCUCUGACCGCCCGAGCUCUCGUCAGAGGGCUCGCAAGAGCGUUGACAGCGUCAGCAGUGCCGAGAGCGGUGAGAACAGCUUCGCCAGUGUUUUCAAGAACUCAGCUCAGCGUGCUGGUAUUGAGGUGACGGACGGACAGCGCAAGGCGCCAAUGCUGGUCUUGACCAGCGCCGAGAAGAGAAAGAGCGGCAUCUUGGCGUAG